CCCCAGUGAAGUGUGUGAUAGAUUGUCUCAGACUGAAGUCAUUGGAUGCUGAAUACGAUAAAUUUGGUGCCUAUUAAAGCAAAUUUGUAUUUGUUUUGAAACUGAAAGUGUUCAAAGAUGGAGCUCGGAGGAGCUAAUGCCAAUGAUGACAUAGAUGCCAUGUUCAGCAAUCUCCUCGGAGAGAUGGAUCUGCUGACACAGAGUUUAGGUGUGGAUACUAUCCCACCCUCAACUACAACAUCCAAUCAGGACACAGAGUUGAAAAUCUCAAUUGGUUUUGCAGAUGUAAAUGAGUCUCUCAAUGCUCUGGAAGACACCGACUUGGAUGCCUUAAUGGCAGACCUAAUGCAGGACAUCAGUCAGACAGAGCAAGUCUGCAAUGCAAGAGCCAUGACAGCUACAUCUCAAGCUACCCCAGCUUCAAACAUUUGGAGUUCCAAUGCAAUGCCAGAUUAUUCAGUGAUCCCCCCAGUGUCACAGACAGGAUAUGCAGAGCAAUCAAGCCUAGAUCUCCUACCACCUCCACCUGACAUGGGCCCACCACUCAGUUCAGCUUCUGUGUCACUUCCACCACCACCACCUCUGGAACCACCAGAACCAUUGACAGAGGAAGAACGAGAAGCCCGGGCAAAAGCUGACAAAAUCAAACUUGCCUUGGAAAAGCUGAAAGAAGCAAAGGUUAAAAAGCUGGUUGUUAAGGUCCUCAUGAAUGACAGCAGCAGUAAAACACUGAUGGUCGAUGAAAGACAGACUGUGAGAGAAGUUCUGGACAAUUUAUUUGAGAAGUCUCACUGUGACUGCAAUGUGGAUUGGUGCCUAUAUGAAAGAAAUCCAGAACUACAGAUUGAGCGAUUUCUGGAAGAUCAUGAAAACUUAGUGGAGACCCUGUCACAUUGGACACGAGACAGUGAGAACACACUUCUAUUUGUUGAAAAGAAAGAAAAGUAUGCAGUCUUUAAAAAUCCUCAGAAUUUCUACAUUGCAAAGAAGAAAGCAGAAGGGAAGAAUAUGAAAGACAAAAACAAAGAGGCAUUACUUGAGGAAUGUUUCUGUGGAACAUCAGUCAUUGUACCAGAACUUGAAGGAGCCCUCUGUGUAAAAGAAGAUGGAAAGAAGUCAUGGAAACGUCGAUACUUUCUCCUGCGAGCUUCAGGAAUUUAUUAUGUUCCUAAAGGAAAAACUAAGACAUCUCGUGAUCUGGUUUGUUUCAUCCAGUUUGAGAAUGUCAAUAUUUACUAUGGAAUGAAUUACAAAGCGAAAUACAAAGCACCGACUGAUCACUGCUUUGUACUGAAGCACCCUCAGAUUCAGAAAGAGUCACAAUAUAUCAAGUAUCUGUGCUGCGACGAUCCCUGGGCUCUGCAACAGUGGAUAAUGGGGAUACGAAUAGGAAAGUACAGUAAAACAUUGUAUGACAACUACAAAGUGGCUGUACAAAGGGCUGGUCUGGCCUCACGAUGGACAAAUUUUUCAAAUGUAGAACCUGCCAAUACCACAAGCACCAUUCCAGCUAUUCCUCAACCAAAUGGACAUCCAGGCCAACCACAGAAAGCAUUGAACCCAGUCAGUCCAGCAUUUCCUGAAUCCUGGAAGAGUGCACAGGAGAAGACAACUUAUAAUAUUGAUAUCAACCUGCCACCGCCACCUCCUCAACUUGGAUAUCAGGAGUCUUCGCAGGCUGAAGAAGAGGAGCUACCACCUCCCCCUCCAUCCUUUGAACCUCCCCCUCCACUUUUUCAGCCUCCUCAAGAGCCAGCCAUACGAAAGUCAGGUCCUCCUGCAGUACCUACCCGUCACUACCCCUCUACUACAUCGGCAGCACCACCUCCUACUGCAAUCAAACGUAAAAAUUCAGGUGCAAAUAACAAACUAAAGUCAAAUGCACACAUUGGAGAGUUACCUCCUCCUCCUCCAGAUCCAGAGAACUUUCCAGAACCACCACCUGAUUUUCUGCCGCCUCCUCCUCCAUGCUUCAACAACAAUCCUGGAGGACCACCACCACCGCCACCUCCUCCUCCACCACUUGCUUCUAAUCCAACCAUUAAUGCUGUGAAAAAGCCAGAAGUGCCAAAGAGGAGUGAGAAUACGACAAUGACCUCCAGCAACAGACCUGGAGGAGGUGUUUCAUCAGACAAGCCAGACCUUAUGUCAGAUCUCAUGAAGGCUCUACAGAAGAAAAGAGCUGCAAUAAAUGAAUAAGUACAGGCAAUUUAGUCAAAGAUUUGUGUCCAUAGGUACUUUACAGUUUAUGUGACACUAAAUCAUUUACCAAAAACAGCUCAAAUUGACUCAUAUUGGCGAGUAGUCUGAUCUGCACCAGUAAAGAAACAGCAUUUGAACACAGUUGUUCAGGCACCUCCAGCUUUGGAAACAAACAAUGUAUUAAAAGUGUUGCAUCAUCAAAGAAAAUAUCAAUGUUUAUACAGCCAACAUGUUAAUUUUCCAUAACUGUACAUAUGCAAUGUUUGCUAUUGUUUUACAAGUGUGUUGAUGUUAUUUGACAGUGAAUUUCACUUUCUUCUAAUCGCUAAUGUGAUGUGGCAUUAAUCUAGAGAGACCAGAAAAUCUGCACUGUUUUCCGUGAAUUUGGGAAGACCAAUGUCAAAGCCAUUCUGUCUGAUCUCCAUAUUAGAGGGAAAUGAAACAUCAAAAGCUUCUACUUCUGGUUGCCUUCUCACUAUUGUGUUCUCAGUCAAUAUCUGGAAAGUUGAAGUCCCCCAUGACAACUACCCUGUCUCUCUCACUUCUAUUGAGAAUCAUCUUUGCUAUCCUUUCCUCUACAUCUCUGGAACUAUUCGGAGGCCUAUAGAAAACUCUCAACAGGGUGACCUCUCCUUUCCUGUUUCUAACCUCAGCCCAUACUACCUCAGUUGACGAGUCCCCAAACAUCCUUUCUGCAACUGUAAUACUGUCUUGACCAACAAUGCCACACCUCCGCCCCUUUUACCAUCUUCUCUGUUCUUACUGAAACAUCUAAAUCCCGGAACCUGCAACAACCAUUCCUGUCCCUGCUCUAUCCAUGUCUCCGAAAUGGCCACAACAUCGAAGUCCCCGGUACAAACCCAUGCUGCAAGUUCACCCACCUUAUUCCGGACGCUCCUGGCAUUGAAGUAGACACACUUCAAUCCAACUUCUUGCUUGCCGGUGCCAUCUUGCUUCCCUGAAACUUUAUUUCAGACCACCCUACUCUCAACCUUUUCUAUAGUCAAAGUACAAUUUUGGUUCCCACCCCCCUGCUGAAUUAGUUUAAACCCACCCGAACAGCCUUAGCAAAUUUUCCCCCAGGAUAUCGGUACCCCUCUGGUUCAGGUGAAGACCAUCUUGCUUGUAGAGGUCCCACCUACCCCAGAAAGAGCCCCAAUUAUCCAAGAAUCCAAAACUGUCCCUCCUGCACCAUCCCUGUAGCCACGUGUUCAACUCCUCUCUCUCCCUAUUCCUCGCCUCACUAGCACGUGGCACGGGCAACAAACCAGAGACAACAACUCUGUUCGUCCUAGCUCUAAGCUUCCAUCCUAGCUUCCUGAAUUUCUGCCUUAAAUCCCCAUCUCUCUUCCUACCCAUGUCGUUGGUGUCAAUGUGGACCACGACUUGGGGCUGCUCCCCCUCCCCCUUGAGGAUCCCAAAAACACGAUCAGAGACAUCACGCACCCUGGCACCUGGGAGGCAACACACCAACCGUGAGUCUCUCUCGUCCCCACAGAACCUCCUAUCUGUCCCCCUAACCAUGGAGUCCCCAAUGACUAAUGCUCUGCUCCUCUUUCCCCUUCCCUUCUGAGCAGCAGGGACAGACUCUGUGCCAGAGAGCUGUGCCCCGCUGCUUGCCCCUGGUAAGUCGACCCCCCCAACAGUAUCCAAAACGGUAUACUUAUUGUUGAGGGGAAUGGCCACAGGGGAUCCCUGCACUGCCUGCCGGUUCCCUUUCCGUUCCCUGACCGUAACCCAUCUGCCUUUUUCUUGUACCUGAGGAGUGACUACCUCCCUGUAACUCCUCUCAAUAACCCCCUCUGCCUCCCGAAUGAUCCGAAGUUCAUCCAGCUCCAGCUCCAGUUCCCUGAUGUGGUUUUCAAGGAGCUGGAGUUGGGUGCACUUCCCGCAGAUGUAGUCAGCAGGGACACUAGUGGUGACCCUUACCUCCCACAUUCUGCAGGAGGAACAUUCAACUGCCCUGACCUCUGUUCCCAUUAUUCUAAAUUCCCAAGGCUUAAAAAAUAAAGAAUAAAAAAUAAACUUGUUACCUUGCCAAUCAGGCACACAGAACCUUUUUUUUUGGUUCGAGGAGGAGGAUGGGUGGGAGACACUACCCGGGUAGUGUUUCAGGGUAACGCAACCACACAAAUAUAUUACCUCACUUACUCACCAGUCCCGUGUCGGCUCCUGCUCAGCGUCCCUCUGCCUAUUCACAAGGUAAGCUUUUUAAAGAUUCAAAAACCGUGACUCACCGGCUUCCCGACAGGCUCCCGCUCACGCUGCUGCUGCAACCUUUCAGUCUAUUAAUUUCUCCAGCACUAAUAUUGGUUUCCUUCUAUUCAUCCUUCUCACUAUACUCUUGUUUCCUUUGCAAUUCUAGGAUGUUAUUAGUGUAUUUGAUUGUAAAGAUGACCACUACCAAAACCUACCAUAUCUCAGUUUCCUGCCAUUUUUUUAUUCUCCAUUAUCAAUUCUCCCAUUUCAGACUGUAAGGAAAGAUAUUUAUCCUCACUUAGCUUUUUUUUAUUUUUACAUACUUACAGAAGCUUUUAUAGUCUGCUUUAGUGUUCGUUGCAAGUUUACAUUAUUUUCUAGUGUUCCCUUGUUAAUCAAUCUUAGUCCUACUUGCUAAAUUUGAUUAACUCCAAAUCCUCAGGUUUGCGACUUUUUCUAACAAUAUUAUAUGAUUUCUCUUUGUCUCUAAUACUACCCUUAAUUUCCUUUGUUAGCCCUGGUUGGGACAUCUCUCCUAUUGUGUUUUUUUCACCAGAAUAAAUCACUUGGAGAAUGAACAGAUGACACAGUAAGCAGAACAAAUUGCCAGAUUACAGAGAAGGAGAAGGGUUGUCAUCAGUGUGCUAUAAUCCCGAAAGUUGUUUAGAGAGCAAUUCACAUCUGUAAACCUCAGCCAAAAACAAUAUGAGACAUCAAUGCUUCAGUAAGGAUGUAAGCCAUUUAGGACUGAGAUGGAGAGUUUCUUCACUCAGAGGGUGGCAAACCUUUGACAUUCUCCAUUCCAUAGGACUCAGUCAUUGAGUAUAUUGCAAAUGAUGUCAAUUGGUUUCCAGAUAUUAAAUAUGUCCAUAGAUAUGGAAAUAGUGUAAAAAAUGCAUUGAGACUGAAGAUCAUUAAUAAUUUUCUUGACUGGUGAACAGGCUCAGGAAGCCAAAGUCAUUCUCUGAUUUUCUAUGUCCCUAUGAUGUUUUAGUUCAAAAAAUGCAAUUCUGUCCGAAUGCAGAGGGACCCUGGGAAUAUAGCAAAGAUUCUAAACAUUAUCCUUUGCUAUUAUAACUAUAUAUAAUACUUGUAACUACAAAAGACUAUUAAUUAUUAUAAAUUGCCAGAAGGUGGUGUCAUUGUCCCACCUCAGCCUGUAGAGACGAUCAAUAGGGCUUUCAUGCUGUAGGUGGGCUUGGAGCUUCUACUAGGUCACACUUCACUUAAACUCAGUCUAACCAUAUAACAAAAUUCAGAAUUUCAAGUGUAAAGUACAUUGAGCACAAAUAAAGUUUCAGUGAUCACUAGCAUUUGUUUAAAAGUCUUUGAACUUGGCCUGCUUCUUUAAAAGUGGUCAUAUCUGACAUUAAAUCAAUUACCAUUUCAUCUCUGUAUUUCUGACCAGACUGUUUUUUAAGUUAAACUGGUUUUCUCCAACAUAAUAAAACUAAA
Stegostoma tigrinum is the source of this 5856-nucleotide messenger RNA. RefSeq names its product amyloid beta (A4) precursor protein-binding, family B, member 1 interacting protein (gene apbb1ip). NCBI's taxonomy places the organism in Eukaryota, Metazoa, Chordata, Chondrichthyes, Orectolobiformes, Stegostomatidae. Gene Ontology annotation, cellular component: cytosol; plasma membrane. The transcript is spliced from 14 exons. Gene Ontology annotation, biological process: signal transduction. The record is from RefSeq and is a predicted model, not a curated record. The coding region runs from base 118 to 2199 and encodes 693 amino acids.